Messenger RNA from Bolinopsis microptera, 585 nucleotides. RefSeq lists its product as uncharacterized. The record is from RefSeq and is a predicted model, not a curated record. The annotation marks the transcript as partial. NCBI's taxonomy places the organism in Eukaryota, Metazoa, Ctenophora, Tentaculata, Lobata, Bolinopsidae. The transcript has a single exon.
UCCCUCGUCUCCCCCGCCCCCCCCCCACUCCCCCGCUCCUCCAUUCCCUCGUCUCCCCCGCCCCCCCCACUCCCCUGCUCCUCCAUUCCCUCGUCUCCCCCGCCCCCCCCCCCACUCCCCCGCUCCUCCAUUCCCUCGUCUCCCCCGCCCCCCCCCCACUCCCCCGCUCCUCCAUUCCCUCGUCUAUCCCGCCCCCCCCACUCCCCCGCUCCUCCAUUCCCUCGUCUCUCCCGCCCCCCCCCCACUCCCCCGCCCCCCCCCCACUCCCCCGCUCCUCCAUUCCCUCGUCUCUCCCGCCCCCCCCACUCCCCCGCUCCUCCAUUCCCUUUCCCUCGUCUCCCCCGCCCCCCCCACUCCCCCGCUCCUCCAUUCCCUCGUCUCUCCCGCCCCCCCACUCCCCCGCCCCUCCAUUCCCUCGUCUCCCCCGCCCCCCCCCACUCCCCCGCUCCCCCGCUCCUCCAUUCCCUUUCCCUCGUCUCCCCCGCCCCCCCCCACUCCCCCGCUCCUCCAUUCCUUCGUCUAUCCCGGCCCCCCCCACUCCCCCGCUCCUCCAUUCCCUCGUCUCCCCCGCCCCCCCCCCCCCCC